AUGCUGUCGUCUGUUCGUAGAUCGAAUCAUCAAAAACAUAUAGUAGGAAUCCACUACGUUUUGGGAAACAAGAUAGGCGAGGGAUCCUUUGGUGUAAUCUUUGAAGGUGAAAACAUCCUGAAUGAAAACCAUAAGGAGCCAGUUGCUAUAAAAUUCGAGCCACGUAACUCUGAGACACCGCAGCUGAGAGACGAAUUCAGGGCGUACCGGAUUCUGAAUGGGUGUUUGGGGAUCCCACACGCAUACUACUACGGCCAGGAGGGGAUGCACAAUGUUCUGGUCAUUGACUUGUUAGGACCCUCAUUAGAAGAUCUAUUUGAAUGGUGUGGACGCAAGUUCUCAGUGAAGACCACAUGUUUGAUUGCGAAGCAGAUGAUCCAGAGAAUCAGAGAGAUCCACAAACAUGAUUUGAUCUAUAGAGACAUUAAGCCUGAUAAUUUCUUGAUAUCGCAGUACCAAUUGGUCAGCAAGGAGAACAAGUGCAUUACCAAGAAUGCGCACGACGAUCCCAACCUGAUCUACAUGGUUGAUUUUGGUAUGGCGAAACAGUAUAGAGACCCGAGAACAAAACAUCAUAUACCAUAUAGAGAGAAGAAAUCGUUGAGUGGUACAGCCCGAUACAUGUCGAUAAACACGCAUUUUGGCAAAGAACAAUCGCGUAGAGACGAUUUAGAGUCGAUUGGCCAUGUACUUUUCUAUUUCUUAAGAGGUUCGUUGCCCUGGCAAGGGUUGAAAGCGCCGAACAGCAAAUUGAAGUACGAAAAGAUCGGUCAUACCAAACAGAAGAUUCCACCGAAUGAGUUGUUGAUGAACGAUUUGAUACCAAGACAGUUUGCUAUGUUUUUGUCGUAUUCCAGAGGAUUGAAAUUCAAUGAAGAGCCGGAUUAUGAGUAUUUGAUUGGUUUAAUUGAUGAGGUCAUGGUUGAGAAUAAAAUAGUUGAUGAUGGCCAUUAUGAUUGGAUGGAGUUGAAUGAUGGAAAGGGGUGGGAUAUUAGAGUCAAUAAAAGAACAAAUCUACAUGGAUAUGGAAACCCAACGCCCAGAAACACAAAUACAAACAAGGCAAGAUUCAAUAUGGAUAGUAGGAAAGGAUCGAACUCACCAUAUGACAGAACUGUGAUAAAUAAGAGCACAAACAUGUAUAAAAACAAUAAUUGUACUUCUACGCCCACACCAACGGAUUCAAACAUAAUUAGUUCCAGCAAUAACUAUAAUCAUAGUCAUAACCAUAGUCAUAAUCUUAACCCUAAUCCUAAUAUUGAUAGCUUGUAUAAUAAUAAAUACAAAUCAGCUUCAUAUAUUCAAGAUACACCAAGUAAGAUGAUAAGCAACAACAACAACAACAACAACAACAACAAUAAUAAUAAUAAUAAUAAUAAUAAUAAUAAUAGUGGAACUAGUAGAAAUAGUAAGAAUAGUAAACAACAACAAAGAAUAAUAACCAAUUCUUCUAAUAGAAAUUAUAAUUCGAUUGAAUCCCCAAAUGAUAUUUUAUUCAAGAAAGGCAACAACUACAGAAGUAAUCAUCCACUAAAUAAUCAAAGAUAUGAUAGUGAUAAUUACUAUGUAACAAAUGAUGAUAGCGAUAGUAAUAAUGAUAAUAAUAAUAAUAACAAUGACGACGACUUUACAAGGAUAAAUGAAAAUAGAAGACAUUGUUGUAAUUUACUGUUAUGUUGUUUUGGAAAUUAG
Molecule: messenger RNA, 1692 nt
Organism: Arxiozyma heterogenica
Lineage: Eukaryota; Fungi; Ascomycota; Saccharomycetes; Saccharomycetales; Saccharomycetaceae
Gene: YCK3
Product: casein kinase YCK3
Exons: 1
Coding region: 1-1692 (563 amino acids)
Biological process (GO): signal transduction; peptidyl-serine phosphorylation; endocytosis
Cellular component (GO): cytoplasm; nucleus
Molecular function (GO): ATP binding; protein serine/threonine kinase activity
Source: RefSeq, a predicted model, not a curated record